Molecule: messenger RNA, 1218 nt
Organism: Symbiodinium sp. CCMP2456
Lineage: Eukaryota; Dinophyceae; Suessiales; Symbiodiniaceae
Source: the annotation of a GenBank genome assembly
AUGGCGAUAUCUAUGGCAGAGGUGGCCAAGCACAACUCCAAGACUGACUGCUGGGUGGUCGUUGCUGGCGAUGUCCUGAAUGUCACCAGCUUCCUGAGUGAACAUCCGGGCGGCGAGUUGGCGAUCAUCACCUUUGCGGGCAAAGAUGCCACAGAGGAGUUCAACAUGAUCCACCCUCCCGAUGUGAUCACCAAGUAUGCCCCAGAUUCCAUCAUUGGCAAGCUGGGCGCCGGAGGUGCGGCACCUGCCGCUCCAGCAGCCCCCGCACCAGCACCGGUGGCUGCUGCUCCUGCCGCAAGCGCAGCGGCGCCGCUUUUGGACCACCAUGGAAAGAACUGGAGCAAGUCGGAGCAGAACAGGGAGAUGCGCAUGAAGGGCGAAGGUAGAAUCCCUGGUUGGAUCGGGGCCAUCUUCUACAUGGUGCUUGGUUUCCUGAAGGAGAUUCUCUUCACCAUCGUGCCCCAGAAGAACGUCUCCUUCACUAGCGACCGAAUCGGGCUCACUCGCUCGGCGAUGUUCCUUUUCAUUUUCAUUAUCAUCCACGCCGUGGGCAACCUCCACGUCUUCCUAGGCCCGGAUGACUUCAACGGCUACGGCUACUUUUACGUGCGGCUCUACUGGACGGGCUUCGGCUUCCAGGCCAACAUCGUGGAGGAGUACAUCCUGCUGGCCGCGUUGCUGCACGUCGUGGUUGCUUUGAAGCGUACCUGGGACAUCAGCAUCAACUACACCCUGAACUCUGGAAAGAUGAACCUGGCGCUCUCGGGCAUCAGCCUGCUCACCUUCAUGAUGAUCCACCUCUACCAGUUCCGGUUCGGCGACACCAAGCCGUGGAAGCUCUGCCCGCCGCCCUACCUGCUGAACCUCGACACGCUGCUGCACCUCCGGUUGAACCUCUUCUGGGUGGACACUCCGGGAUGCGAGUCUGUGUACGUGCGUGACAUCUACCGCAUGGAGUUCGAGAUCUUCCAGUCCCUCGGUUGGGUCCUCUUCUAUAUGUCGGCCGUGAUCAUCUUCAGCACGCACAUGUGCCUGGGAUGGCAGAAGGCGGUGCCAGCUCCGCACCUGGAGAUCCCCAAGAAGUACCACAGCCGGGCCGUGCACAUGGGCUAUGUGUUCACUCUCUUCAUCGCCAUGAUCUACAUCAGCUUCCCGCUCUACUGCCACCUCGUCACGAUGUCCUCUGGCAGUCUGAGCACGGAGCCCGCCGAGCCUUGA